AAUCUUGUGGUUUUCGUUCAUUUACUAACCUCAAGAUUUGUGACUCGAAAUUCUGUCUUCAAAUUCCCACAUUCUCCUUUGAACUCGUGUCCGCCAAACGUUCUUCAUAUAUAGAAAUUGAUCCACACAAUUAUAGCUUGCGAUUUCCAUUAAUUAUUGGCAUCUCCAUUGAAGAGGAUCCAAUAAAACAGAUCCAUCUUUUGAUUCUUGAACAAAUUGCAACUUUUAGUUUAUAGAGAGGAGAGAAAUGGAAGAGCGCAGCAAUUCUCAGAUGAAGAUUGAAAAGGGGGAUUAUGGUUACGUUCUUGAAGAUGUUCCUCAUCUGACUGAUUAUAUUCCUGAUCUCAAAACUCACCACAAUCCAAUGCGAUUCAAUCCUGCGUAUUCAGUUGUAAGGCAAUAUUUUGUUGAUUAUGAUGAUACUGUGCCAGAAAAGGUUGUUGUCCACAAGGAUAGUCCAAGAGGAGUACAUUUUCGAAGGGCUGGACCCCGCCAAAAGGUUUAUUUUGCAUCAGAUGAGGUGCAUGCUUGUAUCGUAACAUGUGGUGGUUUGUGCCCUGGGUUAAAUACAGUGAUUAGGGAAAUUGUAUGUGCCCUUUAUCACAUUUAUGGCGCUACCAGAGUUCUUGGGAUUGAUGGAGGAUACAGAGGUUUCUACUCAAAAAAUACCAUAACAUUGACACCCAAAUUUGUGAAUGAUAUCCAUAAACGCGGUGGUACAAUUCUUGGUUCCUCUCGAGGGGGUCAUGAAAAAUCAAAGAUAGUUGACAGCAUUCAGGACCGUGGUAUCAAUCAGGUUUAUAUAAUUGGAGGUGAUGGAACUCAAAAAGGUGCAGCCGUUAUUUAUGAAGAAAUCAGACAACGUGGGAUUAAAGCUGUUGUGGCUGGGAUUCCGAAGACAAUUGACAAUGACAUUGCGGUCAUUGACAGGUCAUUUGGUUUUGAUACGGCCGUUGAAGAGGCUCAAAAAGCCAUUAAUGCCGCACAUGUUGAGGCAGAGAGUGCGGAAAACGGCAUAGGGGUAGUUAAACUAAUGGGGCGCUACAGUGGGUUCAUUGCAAUGUAUGCAACUCUUGCAAGUCGUGACGUGGAUUUAUGUUUGAUCCCGGAAUCGCCUUUCUAUUUGGAAGGUGAAGGCGGGCUUUUCGAAUAUGUAGAGAAACGACUUAAGGAAAAUGGGCACAUGGUUAUAGUCGUAGCAGAAGGAGCCGGUCAAGAGCUUGUUGCACAAAGCCAUUCUACAGUCGCAAAAGAUGCUUCAGGGAACAGACUACUUAAAGAUGUUGGGAUGUGGCUUUCUGAGAAAAUUAAGGCUCACUUUGCAACUCGCAAAUCCUUGCCAAUUACUCUUAAAUACAUUGAUCCCACUUACAUGAUCCGUGCGGUUCCAAGUAAUCCGGCCGACAAUAUUUACUGUACUCUCCUUGCUCAAAGUUGUGUUCAUGGAGCCAUGGCGGGUUACACCGGCUUUAUUAGUGGGCUUGUGCAUGGUCGACAGACUUAUAUUCCGUUUAGUCGUAUAGUGGGUCAUCAUAACACAGUUGUGAUUACGGAUAGGAUGUGGGCGCGAUUGCUUUCAUCCACGAAUCAGCCGAGCUUUUUAAGACCACAAGAGGUGAUUGAAUUCCAGAAAGCGGAAGAACAACACUAUUUAGCGACACAUGCGUUGGAUGGAGAAAACAGCAGCAGCAGUUCAGGAACAAGUGCUGAAUGCACCAGUCUGUUCAGAUGCUUAAGCUGCAGCUAGCGACUGGUUUAACAUUUGAUCGCUAAGCGCCUAAACGGCCUCUAUUCAAUAAUAAAAAGGAUUUAUCGCUCAUUUGUACUUGUCUUUUUGU
Molecule: messenger RNA, 1838 nt
Organism: Cynara cardunculus var. scolymus (artichoke)
Lineage: Eukaryota; Viridiplantae; Streptophyta; Magnoliopsida; Asterales; Asteraceae
Product: ATP-dependent 6-phosphofructokinase 6-like
Exons: 14
Coding region: 248-1747 (499 amino acids)
Biological process (GO): glycolytic process; fructose 6-phosphate metabolic process
Cellular component (GO): cytoplasm
Molecular function (GO): 6-phosphofructokinase activity; ATP binding
Source: RefSeq, a predicted model, not a curated record